Molecule: messenger RNA, 3056 nt
Organism: Budorcas taxicolor (takin)
Lineage: Eukaryota; Metazoa; Chordata; Mammalia; Artiodactyla; Bovidae
Product: homeobox protein SIX4
Exons: 3
Coding region: 1-2355 (784 amino acids)
Biological process (GO): regulation of transcription by RNA polymerase II
Cellular component (GO): transcription regulator complex; nucleus
Molecular function (GO): RNA polymerase II cis-regulatory region sequence-specific DNA binding; DNA-binding transcription factor activity, RNA polymerase II-specific
Source: RefSeq, a predicted model, not a curated record
AUGUCCUCUUCCUCCCCCACCGGGCAGAUUGCAAGUGCGGCGGACAUCAAGCAGGAGAAUGGGAUGGAAAGCGCCUCGGAGGGGCAGGAGGCGCCCCGAGAAGUGGCGGGGGGCGCGGCGGCGGCGGCGGGGCUGAGCCCCCCGGCUCCAGCCCCUUUCCCCCUGGAGCCGGGGGACGCCGCGGCCGCCGCCGCCAGGGUGAGCGGACAGGAAGGGGCAGUGGCGGCGGCGGCCGGGGCGGCGGUGGAUCAGGUACAACUCCACUCGGAACUUCUGGGCAGGCACCACCACGCCGCGGCCGCCGCCGCCGCGCAGACCCCACUGGCCUUCUCGCCCGACCAUGUCGCCUGCGUGUGCGAGGCGCUGCAGCAGGGGGGCAACCUGGACCGCCUGGCCCGGUUCCUGUGGUCCCUGCCCCAGAGCGACCUGCUACGUGGCAACGAGAGCCUGCUGAAGGCGCGGGCGCUGGUGGCCUUCCACCAGGGCAUCUACCCCGAGCUCUACAGCAUCCUCGAGAGCCACAGCUUCGAGUCGGCUAACCACCCGCUGCUGCAGCAGCUCUGGUACAAGGCGCGCUACACCGAGGCCGAGCGAGCCCGCGGCCGGCCGCUGGGCGCGGUGGACAAGUACCGGCUGCGCAGGAAAUUCCCCCUGCCCCGCACCAUCUGGGACGGCGAGGAGACGGUGUAUUGUUUCAAGGAGAAGUCGCGCAACGCGCUCAAGGAGCUCUACAAGCAGAAUCGCUACCCUUCGCCCGCCGAGAAGCGGCACCUGGCCAAGAUCACCGGCCUCUCCCUCACCCAGGUCAGCAACUGGUUCAAGAACCGCCGGCAGCGCGAUCGGAACCCCUCCGAGACCCAGUCCAAAAGUGAGUCAGAUGGCAAUCCUAGCACUGAAGAUGAAUCCAGCAAGGGUCAUGAAGACUUGUCUCCUCAUCAACUCUCCAGUUCAUCCGAUGGUGUCACCAACCUCAGCCUUUCCAGUCACCUGGAGCCAGUAUAUAUGCAACAAAUUGGAAAUGCUAAAAUAUCGUUAAGCUCCUCUGGAGUUUUAUUGAACGGAAGUUUGGUACCUGCAAGUACUUCACCUGUCUUCCUUAAUGGUAAUUCUUUCAUUCAGGGACCCAAUGGAGUUAUCCUUAAUGGAUUAAGUGUGGGAAAUACACAGACAGUAUCUUUGAACCCACCAAAAAUGGCAUCAAACAUUAUGAGCAAUGGUAUAUCCAUGACUGACAUACUGGGGUCUACCUCCCAGGAUGUGAAGGAAUUCAAAGUUCUCCAGAGCUCUUCAGCGAACUCAGCAGCCACCACCUCCUAUAGCCCCAGUGCUCCCGUGUCGUUCCCAGGGCUGAUACCCAGCGCUGAGGUGAAAAGAGAAGGUAUUCAAACAGUAGCUUCCCAGGAUGGAGGCUCUGUGGUGACUUUUACCACACCAGUGCAAAUUAACCAGUAUGGCAUCGUCCAGAUCCCCAAUUCUGGAGCAAACAGCCAGUUCCUUAAUGGGAGCAUUGGAUUCUCUCCACUGCAGCUGCCUCCUGUUUCAGUGGCAGCUUCACAAGGUAAUAUUUCAGUAAAUUCAAGCACUUCAGAUGGGAGCACAUUUACAAGUGAGUCUGCCACAGUCCAACAAGGAAAGGUUUUCUUGAGCUCUCUUGCUCCCAGUGCAGUGGUAUACACUGUUCCUAAUUCAGGCCAGACUAUAGGAUCUGUUAAACAGGAGGGCGUGGAGAGGAGCCUGGUGUUUUCUCAGUUGAUGCCUGUCAAUCAGAACGCGCAAGUAAAUGCAAACCUAUCUUCUGAAAGUAUCUCGGGAAGUGGCCUCCACCCACUGUCCUCCUCAUUAGUUAAUGUAUCCCCAGCUCACAACUUCUCCCUGACUUCCCCAACCCUACUAAAUCCCACUGAGCUAAACCCUGACAUUGCUGAUAGCCAGCCAAUGUCUGCACCUGUGGCAAGCAAAUCUACUGUGACGUCAGUCAACAACACUAACUAUGCAACUCUUCAGAACUGCUCCCUUAUUUCUGGUCAAGAUCUACUAUCAGUACCCUUGACCCAGGCUGCCCUUGGGGAAAUAGUUCCCACAGGUGAAGACCAGGUGGGUCACCCCUCCCCAACAGUACACCAGGAUUUCGUCAGAGAACAUCAUUUAGUUAUGCAAUCAGUAGCUAACAUAAAAGAAAAUUUCUUAACAAAUUCUGAGAGCAAAACAACAAGCAACUUAAUGAUGCUGGACUCCAAAUCCAAGUAUGUCCUAGACGGCAUGGUGGAGACUGUCUGUGAAGACCUGGAAACAGACAAGAAAGAGCUUGCCAAGCUCCAGACUGUCCAAUUGGAUGAAGAUAUGCAAGACUUGUAAACUUAAUAUCCUUUUUUUUCCCCCCUGGCAUCAGAAGGCAAAUCUUUUCAUGAAGACCUGAGGACAUAAAGCAUUUUCCCAUUUGAAGGGAAACAUUAGUUUUGAAAGUAAGUGCAUUCAAGAGACCUUGGAUUGAUCUGCAUGAAGAUCACAGUUAAAUAGCUGAAGAUCACAGUUAAAUAUGCAGGAAUAGAACUGCAUUACUGCAUCCUUUUGGUUCUCUUUUCAAUAGAUGGAGACAGACAUCAGAGAUGAAAUAUAUCAAGAAGUCAAAAUGUAUCAUUUGGUGGACUUAAUUCUAAGGUCAAAUGGAACUUGGUAGUUUUUUAAAUUAAAAAUGUAUACACUUAAGGUAGAAAAUUAAAUAUCACUACAGAACAUUAGAAACAAUACAGUUCUUUUUGUUUACUUUUACUCCAUGGGCAUUGGUAAGGUUAAGAAGCAUAAGUGGUACUUCAUACAAUUCUAAGGAUGUAUUUUUUGAAUAUAUGCAUUUCUGUUUUUCAGCAUUUUUUUGACAGUCUUGCUUUGUCUCUAUACGAUUCCAAAUGUGAUUGCUAAUAGUUUAGUGUGGCUGAGAAAGUUCACAACUCCACUAAGAAAACUGAAACAACCUUCAGUAUGAGUGUAAAUAUAUUAGUCCUAUAAGCAAGGAUUUGGGUAAUUACAGUGAAUUUUAUUUAUGCUGUAUAUGUUUCUCU